Aspergillus melleus is the source of this 1668-nucleotide messenger RNA. RefSeq lists its product as uncharacterized. Lineage: Eukaryota; Fungi; Ascomycota; Eurotiomycetes; Eurotiales; Aspergillaceae. The record is from RefSeq and is a predicted model, not a curated record. The coding region runs from base 1 to 1668 and encodes 555 amino acids. The transcript has a single exon.
AUGCAUAUUGCUCUUUACACUCUCGCCUUCUCGGCCGCCUCUACCCUCGCGGUUCCGAUGUCUGUGACAUCCUACAACCGCACUCUGAACGCUGGCGUUCCCACCCGAAUCCUUGCUCCCGUCGCCGAGGCCGUGAACACCCCCGAGCAGCACAAUCACCUCGAGGCCCGUACCUUCGGUCUACUGGCAUGGCUGGCCCACAAACACGGCCUGUUGGGAGGUAGCGGCAGCGCCGAUGUCAGCGGAAGUGCUGGUCUGGGUGGCAGCCUUGGUCUCGGAGGCGGCCUUUCUGGUGCCCUUAGCGGUAGCGGUAGCGCCGGAGCUGAUGCAAGCGGAAGUGCUGACGCUAGUGCCGGAGGUAGCGCUUCUGGAAGCGCUGGAGGCAGUGCUAGCGGAGAUGUUAGCGGGGGUGCGUCCGGCAGCGCUGGCGGUAGUGCUGGGGGAGACAUCUCCGGUAGUGCUGGUGGUGAUGUUUCUGGAAGCGCUGGAGGCAGUGCCGGUGGUAGUGCCAGCGGGGACGUCUCCGGUGGUGCUGGCGUCAGUGGUAGUGCGUCAGGAGAUGCCGGAGGCAGUGCUACCGGAGAUGUUAGCGGUGGUGCGUCCGGCAGCGCUGGUGGCGACGUUUCUGGCAGCGCUGGUGCUUCUGGAGGCGCCAGUGGAGGAGUCAGUGGCGGUCUCUCCGGAAGCGCUGGUGGAGAUGUCGGUGGUGAUGUCUCGGGCAGUGCUGGCGGCAGCGCCAAUGGUGGUGUUAGUGGAGGUGUCGGCGGUGGUGCGUUCGGCAGCGCUGGUGGCGACGUAUCUGGCAGCGCAAAGGGAGGUGCUUCCGGCGGCGCCGGAGGUGAUGUUUCUGGCAGUGGAGGCGCUGGAGCUGACGUUGGUGGCAGCUCUUCUGGAAGCGCAGGAGGAAGUGCCAGCGGCAGUGCCAGCGGAGGCGUCGGAGGCAGUGCUGGCGGAAGCGCUGGCGGCGAUGUCAGCGGCAGCGCAGAAGGCGACACCGAAGGAAGCACCGGUGCUGGAGUUAGCGGAACUGCUGGUGGAAGUGCCGGUGGCAGUGCAGGAGGCAGCGCUGGUGGUGACGUCUCUGGAAGUGCUGGAGGACACGCCGGUGGAAGCGCCAGCGGUGAUGUUUCUGGCAGCGCAGGGGGAAAAGCUGGCGGCAGUGCUGGCGGAGACACCGAAGGAAACACCGAAGGAAGCACUGGCGCCGGUGUCAGCGGGACCGCGGGCGGAAAAGCCGGCGGCAGCGCUGGUGGAAGCGCUGGUGGUAGUGCCAGCGGUGACAUCUCCGGAGGUGCCGGAGGACAGGUUGGUGGCAGCGCUGGCGGCGAUGUCAGCGGCAGUGCCGGUGGUGACACUGAAGAAAACGCAGGCGACGAUGUCAGCGGGACCGCGGGCGGAAGUGCUAACGGAGGAGCCAGCGGAGAAGCCAGCGGGCACCUUGGCGGAAGCGCGGGUGGCCACGCCGGCUCUGGUGCUAGCGGCUCGGCCUCGGGCUCCGGCAGCUCCAGCAGCAGCUCAUCUUCUUCAUCGUCCAGCUCUUCUUCCAGCUCCUCGUCUUCUUCUUCUUCCUCCAGCAGCAGCUCUUCAUCAUCCGCUGGAGGAGAGGACUGCGCUGAAUGUGAAGCCGACUCUUCUCCUUCCGAGUCUCCUGAGGAUUGCGACGAGUAG